Molecule: messenger RNA, 903 nt
Organism: Dictyostelium purpureum
Lineage: Eukaryota; Evosea; Eumycetozoa; Dictyosteliales; Dictyosteliaceae
Exons: 2
Coding region: 1-903 (300 amino acids)
Cellular component (GO): nucleus
Molecular function (GO): protein binding; mRNA binding
Source: RefSeq, a predicted model, not a curated record
AUGUCAUCAUACAGAGAAAGAGAAUAUAGAGAUAAUAGAGAUAGUAGAGAUAAUAGAGAUAGGGAUAAUAGAAGAGAUAGGGAUAAAGAUAGAGACAAUUAUAAAAGAAAUAGAAAUGAUAACGAAAUAAAUGAAGAUAACAGCUAUAAAAGGGAUGAAAAUAAUAAAAGGUUAAGAGAAUUACAAACAUACAGCGAUAAAAGAGGUGAUAGUAGUAAUAAUAAAAAUAAUAAUUAUUCUAAAUAUAAAAACGAUAGAAAUAAUGACAGAAAAAAAAGUUUCAAAGACAAGGAUCACAUUGACUACAGCAAAUAUGAAUUUGGUAGAAGAGAAGAUAGGGAAAAAGAAAGAGAGGAAGAAGAAAAAAGAAAAAUACCAAAAGAAAAACCAGAUUUUAAACCUUCAGGUGCAUUGUUACGAGAUAAAAGUAGUAAUAACGAUGAUGAUGGUGGUGACGAUGAAAAUAAAGUUAAAUUGAAAUGGGUGGAACCUAGCGAAGCAAGUUUUCCAAAAGAUAAAUGGGUAAUUUAUCCAUUCAAAGAAAAAGAAGCAUUGGACCCAAUCUAUUUAAGAAAAAAAGCAUUUUUAUUUGGUAGAGAUAGGGAAAUAUCCGACAUUCCAACUGAUCAUCCAUCUUGCUCAUCACAACAUGCCGUAUUGGUUUUUAGAAAAGUUAAAAAAGAAGAUAAAAGAACUGGCGAAAUGCUAACCUUAGUUUUACCAUAUUUAAUCGAUUUGGAGAGCACAAAUGGCACCUUUUAUAAUGGCAAUAAAUUAGAGUCAUCAAGAUAUUUAGAACUAAAGAGUAAAGAUUCAAUAAAGUUUGGCCAAAGUACAAGAGAAUAUAUUUUAUUAAGAGAAGACACAGUUGAUGAGGAAGAUGACGACGAAAGUGACAAUUAA